AUGGCUUGGCAUGAAUUCAGUGUGCUGAAUUGGCUCCGAGAGAGUCGGCAGUCCCGGAAAUUAAUCUUGUUGAUUGUCUUCAUUGCUCUGCUCUUGGACAACAUGCUGCUGACUGUAGUGGUGCCAAUAAUACCAAGUUAUUUGUAUAGCAUUAGACACCCCAAAAAUAUAACGGAUGUCCAAACUAUUAGACCAGAGACUCCUUCGGUCAACCCGAACAGAUUGCACAGCAUCUUUUCUUAUUAUGACAAUUCAACUAUAGUUACUGGAAAUAAUUCUGAAAGAGCAAGGCCAGAAGAUGAUUAUCAUGCUCAGACAGAGCAAACGGUGAUCAAUAUAACUACGACAACUCCAUCAGACUGUCCAAAGAAAGACAAAGAAUUGGUGAAUGAAAAUGUAGAAGUUGGUUUGCUUUUUGCUUCCAAAGCAACUGUCCAAUUCCUUACUAACCCUUUUAUAGGACCAAUGACAAACAGGAUAGGUUAUCAGGUCCCCAUGUUUGCUGGCUUCUGCAUCAUGUUUAUUUCAACAAUAAUGUUUGCCUUUUCAGAAAGCUAUAAAUUACUCGUGAUUGCAAGAGCUCUCCAAGGUGUGGGUUCAUCUUGUUCUUCUGUAGCUGGGAUGGGUAUGCUAGCCAGUGUCUAUACCGAUGAUGAAGAAAGAGGCAAUGCAAUGGGGACUGCCUUGGGAGGCUUGGCCUUGGGGGUAUUAGUGGGUCCACCAUUUGGAAGUGUAAUGUAUGAAUUUGUUGGGAAGGCAGCCCCCUUCCUGGUGUUAGCAGCCUUGGCUCUUUUUGAUGGAGCAAUACAAUUGCUAGUUUUACAGCCGUCUAAGAUACAGCCAGAAAGUCAAAAAGGAGCAUCAUUACUGACCCUCUUGAGAGACCCAUACAUUCUUAUUGCUGCAGGAGCAAUAUGUUUUGCAAAUAUGGCAAUUGCUAUGCUGGAACCAGCUUUACCCAUUUGGAUGAUGGAGACAAUGUGCUCAAGCAAAUGGCAACUGGGCGUUGCUUUCAUUCCAGCCAGUAUCUCUUAUCUGAUUGGAACAAAUCUUUUUGGGGGCCUUGCACACAAAAUGGGAAGGUGGCUUUGUGCCCUAAUUGGGAUGAUAAUAGUGGGAAUAAGCGUUUUGUGUGUACCAUUUGCUAAAAACAUAUAUGGACUUAUAGUACCAAAUUUUGGAGUUGGCUUUGCCAUUGGGAUGGUGGAUUCUUCAUUGAUGCCUAUUAUGGGUUACCUUGUUGAUCUGCGCCAUGUUUCCGUCUAUGGGAGCGUUUAUGCAAUUGCAGAUGUUGCAUUUUGCAUGGGUUUUGCUUUAGGUCCAUCUGUUGGUGGUGCUAUUGCAAAGUCAAUUGGAUUUUCAUGGCUCAUGACAAUUAUAGGAAUUAUUGAUAUCCUCUUUGCUCCCCUGUGCAUAUUUCUACGCAGUCCACCUGCCAAGGAAGAAAAGAUGGCAAUACUUAUGGAUCAAAACUGUCAUUUUAAAACCAAAAUGUAUACCCAGAACAGCAUACAGCCACAUCCAUUAGGUGGUGAUGAUGAUGAAGAAUUGGAGAGUGAUGAAUAA
This is a messenger RNA of Protobothrops mucrosquamatus (brown spotted pit viper), 1566 nucleotides long. It is a transcript of the gene SLC18A2, whose product is annotated as solute carrier family 18 member A2. Lineage: Eukaryota; Metazoa; Chordata; Lepidosauria; Squamata; Viperidae. The coding region runs from base 1 to 1566 and encodes 521 amino acids. Gene Ontology annotation, biological process: transmembrane transport; aminergic neurotransmitter loading into synaptic vesicle; xenobiotic transport. The transcript is spliced from 15 exons. Gene Ontology annotation, cellular component: terminal bouton; synaptic vesicle membrane. The record is from RefSeq and is a predicted model, not a curated record. Gene Ontology annotation, molecular function: xenobiotic transmembrane transporter activity; serotonin:sodium:chloride symporter activity.